CUGCUAAUAUUGAACUUCUCCAUAGUCUCUUCCCACUAUGUAAUCAACUUGAUUUCUGUGGUGGGAUGGACAAUGAAUUUCAGAGGGAAGAGAAAGUUUAGGAAAAUCUGUGGUUAUGUAAUAGUGGAGACUGCAAUCACGUGGGCCAUAGGUGCUGUACACUCUGCCAUCCAUACCUCCCUCACCUUCCACCUGCUCUAUUGUGGACCACACCACAUCUCUUACUUCUUCUGUGAUAUCCCACCUGUGCUAAAGCUUGCCUGUGCAGAUACGACCAUCAAUGAGAUUGUCAUGCUUGCCAACAUUGGCAUUGUGGCAGCAGGCUGUCUGAUCCUUAUCAUCACAUCCUAUGUCUUCAUUGUGGGAGCAGUGUUGAGAAUCCGCACAGCUGAGGGUCGGCAGCGUGCCUUCUCUACAUGUACUGCCCACCUCACAGUCGUGCUCUUGUACUACAUGCCGCCUGUCUGUAUCUACCUUCAGCCUCACUCCGGUGGAGCAGGGAGUGGGGUCCCUGCAGUCUUCUACACAGUAGUCACUCCAAUGCUCAACCCUUUCAUUUACACUCUGCGGAACAAGGAAGUGAAGCAAGCUCUAGGAAGGCUUCUGUGUCAAGGCCCCCAGGAGUCUCCAGAAAGCAGCCUAAACCCCUAA
Echinops telfairi (small Madagascar hedgehog) is the source of this 651-nucleotide messenger RNA. RefSeq names its product olfactory receptor 10S1. Gene Ontology annotation, cellular component: membrane. The annotation marks the transcript as partial. Gene Ontology annotation, molecular function: olfactory receptor activity. Gene Ontology annotation, biological process: G protein-coupled receptor signaling pathway. The record is from RefSeq and is a predicted model, not a curated record. The transcript is spliced from 3 exons. Lineage: Eukaryota; Metazoa; Chordata; Mammalia; Afrosoricida; Tenrecidae.